This is a messenger RNA of Lolium perenne, 1282 nucleotides long. RefSeq names its product peroxidase P7-like. NCBI's taxonomy places the organism in Eukaryota, Viridiplantae, Streptophyta, Magnoliopsida, Poales, Poaceae. The record is from RefSeq and is a predicted model, not a curated record. Gene Ontology annotation, biological process: response to oxidative stress; hydrogen peroxide catabolic process. Gene Ontology annotation, molecular function: heme binding; peroxidase activity.
CCCUUGUCACUUAGUUCUAUCAAAUCCAUUCUUCUCUGCUUUAUUUGUCGUAGCAGCAGAUUUCAGAUCUAACAGAUCGACCGGCCGAUAUGGGCCUCUUGUUCGCCAGGAGUUUUGUUCUUGUCACUGCUCUGCUAGUCAUCUGCCUGCUUCUUCCUUGCAACGCGAAGCUGUCCAACAAGUUCUACGCCAAGACGUGCCCCAACGUGGAAUCCAUCGUGCGGGCCGUCAUGGCGCCGGCCGUCGCCGCGGAGCCGCGGAUGGGCGCGUCCAUCAUUCGCCUCUUCUUCCACGACUGCUUCGUCAAUGGAUGUGACGCCUCGAUCCUCCUCGACGACACGCCGACGUUCACCGGCGAGAAGAACGCCGGCGCCAACGCCAACUCCGUCCGUGGGUACGAGGUGAUCGACGCCAUCAAGACGCGCGUCGAGGCCUCCUGCAAGGCCACAGUCUCAUGCGCCGACAUCGUCGCGUUGGCAGCUCGCGAUGCCGUAAACUUGCUCAGGGGCCCGACGUGGAAGGUGACGCUGGGCCGGAAGGACUCGCGGACGGCAAGCCAGAGCGCGGCCAACGCCAACCUUCCGGGCCCCGGCUCCAGCGCCGCGUCGCUCGUCGCGGCGUUCGCGGCCAAGGGGCUCUCGGCGCGCGAGAUGACGGCGCUCUCCGGCGCGCACACCGUGGGACGGGCGCGCUGCCUCUUCUUCCGCGGCCGCAUCUACGGCGAGCCGAACAUCAACGCCACAUUUGCGGCGGCGCGGCAGAAGACGUGCCCGCAGACCGGCGGGGACGGCAACCUCGCGCCGUUCGACGACCAGACGCCGGACACGUUCGACAAUGCCUAUUACACGAACCUCGUGGCGCAGCGCGGACUGAUGCACUCGGACCAGGAGCUCUUCAACGGCGGUUCGCAGGACGGGCUGGUCAGGAAGUACAGCGGUAAUGCUAAGAUCUUUGCCGGCGACUUUGCCAAGGCGAUGGUCAAGAUGGGUGGCCUCCUGCCGGCUGCGGGGACGCCGACGGAGGUCAGGUUGAACUGCAGGAUGCUCAACUAAAGGGAUCGCCUGUUUCUAGCUAGCAUCAGACCACAAACUUUAUGAGAUUUUAACCGGCAGUCCACACCUGUCACCUGCCACCAAGAUUGUAUUAUGGGUCCAGAUAAUCAACAAUGCGGACGGGGCUUGCCUGCGGCCUGCUCAUGCGCCCAUCCGUGCGGCGCGAUCGUUCCCUAAUCAUCCAACGGAUACGUUUCCUUUGCUCCCCCACCUACCCCUUUCUAGGUAAA